This is a messenger RNA of Electrophorus electricus (electric eel), 5826 nucleotides long. The record is from RefSeq and is a predicted model, not a curated record. Lineage: Eukaryota; Metazoa; Chordata; Actinopteri; Gymnotiformes; Gymnotidae.
AUGGGAGAUGCUGCAAUGGAGGAGUUUGGGGCUGCUGCUCCCUAUCUUAGGAAGUCAGACAAGGAGCGUCUGGAGGCCCAGACACGUCCCUUUGACAUGAAGAAAGAAUGCUUUGUCCCUCACCCUGAAGUUGAGUAUGUCAAGGCCUCCGUUAUCAGCAGAGAUGGUGACAAAGUUACUGUUGACACUGAUCAAGGAAAGACCGUGACUGUAAAGGAGGCUGAUGUUCAUCCUCAAAAUCCACCAAAGUUUGAUAAAAUUGAGGAUAUGGCAAUGUUCACCUUCCUACACGAGCCUGCUGUGCUGUUUAACCUCAAAGAGCGUUAUGCAGCCUGGAUGAUCUAUACCUACUCUGGGCUCUUCUGUGUAACUGUCAACCCCUACAAGUGGCUGCCAGUGUACAACAAAGAAGUUGUCAUUGCCUACAGGGGCAAGAAGAGAACUGAAGCUCCUCCUCACAUCUUCUCCAUCUCUGAUAAUGCUUACCAGUAUAUGCUGUCAGACAGAGAAAACCAAUCUGUCCUUAUCACUGGAGAAUCUGGUGCUGGGAAGACUGUGAACACCAAAAGAGUGAUUCAGUACUUUGCCAGUAUAGCAGCAACAUCUGGCAAGAAAGAUCCAUCUAUGGAGAAAAAGGGAACUCUGGAGGAUCAAAUCAUUCAGUGUAACCCUGCCUUGGAGGCUUUUGGUAAUGCCAAGACCAUCAGAAAUGACAACUCAUCUAGAUUUGGUAAAUUCAUUCGCAUCCACUUUGGUGUCAGUGGAAAACUGGCCUCUGCUGACAUUGAAACUUAUCUCCUGGAAAAGUCUCGUGUCACCUUUCAGCUGAAAGCUGAGAGGGACUACCACAUCUUCUACCAAAUACUUUCUCAGAGGAAACCGGAAUUGCUGGAAAUGUUGCUCAUCACUAGCAACCCCUACGACUACGCCUACAUCUCCCAAGGAGAGACACAAGUGGCUUCCAUUAAUGAUGCAGAUGAGCUAACAGCUACUGAUGAAGCCUUUGAUGUGCUUGGCUUCACCCAAGAGGAGAAGAAUGGUAUCUACAAGCUGAUUGGUGCCAUCAUGCACUUUGGGAACAUGAAGUUCAAGCAGAAGCAGAGAGAGGAGCAGGCUGAGGCUGAUGGCACUGAAGAUGCAGAUAAAGUUGCAUAUCUGAUGGGCCUAAACUCUGCUGAUCUGAUUAAGGGUUUGUGUCACCCAAGAGUCAAAGUAGGAAAUGAGUGGGUCACUAAGGGGCAAAAUGUUCAGCAGGUAUACUACGCAAUUGGUGCUCUGUCAAAAUCAGUAUACGAGAAAAUGUUCCUUUGGAUGGUUGUAAGAAUUAAUCAAUCUCUGGACACCAAGCAGCCUCGGCAGUAUUUCAUUGGAGUACUGGAUAUUGCUGGCUUUGAAAUCUUUGAUUUCAAUACGUUUGAGCAGCUGUGCAUCAACUUCACUAAUGAGAAGUUGCAGCAGUUCUUCAACCACCACAUGUUUGUUUUGGAGCAAGAAGAGUACAAAAAGGAGGGUAUUGAAUGGGAAUUCAUUGACUUCGGUAUGGACUUGCAGGCUUGCAUUGAGCUUAUAGAAAAGCCCAUGGGUAUUAUGUCCAUCCUUGAAGAGGAGUGCAUGUUCCCCAAGGCCAGUGAUGCAACAUUUAAAGCUAAGCUUUAUGACAAUCACUUGGGCAAAAAUCCUAACUUCCAAAAACCCAGGAUUGUAAAGGGUAAACCAGAGGCUCAUUUUGCCCUGGUUCACUAUGCUGGCACAGUUGACUACAACAUCAACAACUGGCUGGUGAAGAAUAAGGAUCCCCUCAAUGAAACUGUGGUAGGACUUUUCCAGAAGUCCACAGUGAAGCUGCUGGGUCAACUGUUUGCUGGCUAUGCUGGUGCUGAGUCAGCUAUGGAAUCUGGAGGUGGUAAGGGUGGCAAAGGUGGUGGCAAAAAAAAGGGUUCUUCAUUCCAGACCGUGUCUGCACUCCACAGGGAGAAUCUGAACAAGCUGAUGACCAACCUGAAGUCCACACACCCACACUUUGUCCGCUGCCUCAUCCCAAAUGAAACCAAGACUCCUGGGGUCAUGGACAAUGCUCUUGUCAUGCAUCAGCUGCGCUGUAAUGGUGUGCUGGAGGGAAUCAGAAUCUGUAGAAAGGGCUUCCCCAACAGGGUCCUCUAUGGAGAUUUCAAACAACGAUACCGUAUCCUGAAUCCUGCUGCUAUACCUGAGGGACAAUUCAUUGAUAACAAGAAGGGUGCAGAGAAGUUACUUGGCUCUCUCGAUAUUGACCACAGCCAGUAUAAAUUGGGACACACUAAGGUGUUCUUCAAGGCUGGUCUUCUAGGUCAGCUUGAGGAAAUGCGAGAUGAUCGUCUUGCCCUCAUCAUAACUGGUAUUCAGGCCAGAGCACGUGGUCUUCUUUCAAGAAUUGAAUUUCAGAAGAUUGUAGAAAGGAGGGAUUCCUUGUUGGUCAUCCAAUGGAAUGUACGUGCUUUCAUGGGUGUCAAGAACUGGCCUUGGAUGAAGCUCUAUUUCAAGAUAAAACCCCUGCUGAAAUCAGCUGAGGCAGAAAAAGAAAUGGCCAACAUGAAGGAAGAAUUCACAAAAUUAAAGGAGGCCUAUGCUAAAUCUGAAGCCCGCAAAAAGGAAUUAGAAGAGAAAAUGGUCACUCUUCUCCAAGAGAAGAAUGAUUUGCAGCUCCAAGUCCAAUCUGAGCAAGAUAAUCUUGCAGAUGCUGAAGAGCGAUGUGAGGGUCUAAUAAAGAACAAGAUCCAACUUGAAGCUAAAUGUAAAGAGCUAACAGAGAGAUUGGAUGAUGAAGAAGAAAUGAAUGCUGAGUUGGUUGCAAAGAAACGAAAACUUGAGGAUGAAUGUUCUGAGCUUAAGAAAGACAUUGAUGACCUGGAGCUAACUCUGGCAAAAGUGGAGAAAGAAAAACAUGCUACUGAGAACAAGGUUAAAAACCUGACAGAGGAGAUGGCAGCCCUGGAUGAAAUAAUUGCUAAGCUGACCAAAGAGAAAAAAGCUCUGCAGGAAGCUCACCAACAAACACUUGAUGACCUCCAGAGUGAAGAGGACAAAGUCAACACCCUGACCAAGGCCAAAGCUAAAUUGGAGCAGCAAGUUGAUGAUCUUGAGGGCUCCCUUGAACAAGAGAAAAAAAUACGAAUGGAUCUUGAGCGAGCUAAGAGAAAGCUUGAGGGUGACUUGAAGUUGACCCAAGAAAAUGUCAUGGACUUGGAAAAUGAUAAGCAGCAGCUGGAAGAGAGGCUGAAGAAAAAAGACUUUGAGAUCAGCCAGCUUAAUAGCAAGAUUGAGGAUGAACAAGCAUUGGGAGCCCAACUUCAGAAGAAACUAAAGGAGUUGCAGGCCCGUAUUGAGGAGCUUGAGGAAGAACUGGAGGCUGAGAGAGCUGCACGUGCUAAGGUUGAAAAACAGAGGGCAGAUUUGGCCAGAGAACUGGAAGAGAUCAGUGAGAGACUGGAGGAGGCUGGUGGUGCCACUUCUGCACAGAUAGAAAUGAACAAGAAGAGAGAAGCUGAAUUCCAGAAACUGCGCAGAGAUCUUGAAGAGGCCACCUUGCAACAUGAGGCUACUGCUGCAACUCUGAGGAAGAAACAUGCUGACAGUGUGGCUGACCUUGGAGAGCAGAUAGACAAUCUACAGAGAGUGAAGCAAAAGCUUGAAAAAGAGAAAAGUGAAUUUAGACUGGAGCUUGAUGAUGUGGUCUCCAACAUGGAGCACAUUGUCAAGGCCAAGGCAAAUUUGGAAAAAAUGUGUAGAACCCUGGAGGAUCAGAUGAGUGAAUUCAGAACCAAAGCUGAAGAAGGACAACGCACAAUCAAUGAUUUUUCAAUGCAGAAAGCCAAGCUUCAGACUGAAAAUGGUGAGCUUGCCAGGCAGCUAGAAGAGAAAGAUUCAUUGGUCUCUCAGCUAACUAGAGGGAAGCAGUCCUAUACUCAGCAGAUUGAAGACCUUAAGAGGCAACUGGAGGAGGAAGUCAAGGCUAAAAAUGCCUUAGCCCACGCAGUGCAGUCUGCUCGCCAUGAUGCUGACCUGCUAAGAGAGCAGUUUGAGGAGGAGCAGGAAGCCAAGGCUGAGCUACAGCGCAGUCUGUCCAAGGCGAAUUCUGAGGUGGCUCAGUGGAGGACCAAGUAUGAAACUGAUGCCAUCCAGAGGACAGAAGAACUGGAGGAUGCAAAGAAGAAACUUGCUCAGCGACUGCAAGAUGCAGAGGAAGCUGUGGAAGCCGUCAAUGCCAAAUGCUCUUCCCUGGAGAAAACCAAGCACAGACUCCAGAAUGAGAUUGAAGAUCUUAUGGUUGAUGUGGAAAGAUCCAAUGCUGCUGCUGCUGCUCUGGACAAGAAACAAAAAAACUUUGACAAGGUUUUAGCUGAGUGGAAACAAAAGUAUGAGGAGUCCCAAACUGAGCUAGAAGGCUCCCAGAAAGAAGCAAGAUGUCAAAGCACUGAACUUUUUAAACUGAAGAACUCCUAUGAAGAAUCUCUAGACCAUUUGGAGACCAUGAAAAGGGAGAACAAAAACCUCCAAGAGGAAAUUUCUGACCUCACUGAACAGCUUGGUGAGAGUAGGAAGAGCAUUCAUGAGCUGGAAAAAGCAAGAAAACAACUGGACCAGGAGAAGGCUGAGAUCCAAGCUGCUCUAGAGGAAGCUGAGGGUUCUCUUGAGCAUGAAGAAGGCAAAAUCCUUAGAGCUCAGCUUGAGUUCAAUCAAGUGAAGGCUGAUAUAGAGCGUAAACUGGCUGAGAAGGAUGAGGAAAUGGAGCAGGCCAAGAGAAACCAACAAAGAGUGGUGGACACCCUGCAAAGCUCUCUAGAGUCUGAGACUCGCAGCAGAAAUGAAGCCCUUAGACUGAAAAAGAAGAUGGAAGGAGACCUAAAUGAGAUGGAGAUCCAACUCAGCCAGGCUAACAGGCAGGCUGCAGAGGCCCAGAAGCAACUCAAGAGUCUCCAUGGACAUAUGAAAGAUUCUCAGCUGCAGCUGGAUGAUGCUCUCCGUGGUAAUGAUGACCUUAAAGAGAACAUUGCCAUUGUGGAGAGACGCAACAAUCUUCUGCAGGCUGAACUGGAUGAACUGAGGUCCCUGGUGGAGCAGACAGAGAGAGGCCGGAAACUGGCUGAGCAAGAACUGCUGGAUGUGACUGAAAGGGUUCAGCUAUUGCACUCUCAGAACACCAGCCUGUUAAACCAGAAGAAGAAACUAGAGGGAGACACUUCCCAGCUUCAGACAGAGGUUGAGGAGGCUCUUCAAGAGUGCAGAAAUGCUGAAGAAAAAGCCAAAAAAGCCAUCACUGAUGCUGCUAUGAUGGCAGAAGAGCUGAAGAAGGAGCAAGACACUAGUGCUCACCUGGAACGCAUGAAGAAGAACAUGGAGCAGACUAUAAAGGAUCUGCAGCACCGUCUGGAUGAGGCUGAGCAAAUUGCCAUGAAGGGUGGCAAGAAGCAGGUCCAGAAACUAGAGGCCAGGGUGAGAGAGCUUGAAAAUGAGGUGGAGCUGGAGCAGAGAAAGGCCAGUGACUCUGUGAAGGGUAUUCGUAAAUAUGAGAGACGCAUCAAGGAACUCACUUACCAGACUGAGGAGGACCGUAAGAAUCUCACACGUCUGCAAGACUUGGUAGACAAAUUGCAGCUGAAAGUCAAAUCUUACAAGAGAUCUGCAGAGGAAGCUGAGGAGCAGUCCAAUGCCAAUCUGGGCAAGUUCCGCAAGCUGCAGCAUGAGCUGGAUGAGGCAGAGGAGAGGGCUGAUAUUGCUGAGUCUCAAGUCAACAAACUGAGGGCCAAGAGUCGUGACACUGGCUCCAAGAAAGGACAUGAUGAAGAGUAA